AAAUGAAAGUGAAAUUGAAAUACAGUGGUUAAAAUUCGAAAUGUUACCACAAUUAUUAAAAAAUCGCAAACUCAUUGCUGAUAUCGAAGAUAAUGACUUUCAACAAUUCCAUAUCAGAGAUAUUCAAAUUCGAUUCGUCGGCACUGAGGAGGCCUUCAUGAUGACCAAAUGUUAUCGGGCGCGUCUGACGUAUGAUUUUAAAGGUUCUACCAGUGAAUUGAAUUUUUUCGUUAAGAAAACUCCCCCGCUUCCCCAAAAUGUUUACGAUUCGAUAAAUUUCAAAGCCUUAUUCACCAAUGAAUUGCAAGCCUAUGACAAAAUAAUUCCAAGUCUCGAGGAGUGCGGAAACAUCAACCUAAAAACUGUAAAAUUCUACCAUGGUGAAUUAAAAACAAAUUCUGCCACACUAAUAACAGAAGACUUCAGUUGCCAUGGUUGGAAAUUGACUGAAGGUAUGGCAAACCUAUCGCUGGAGCACACUCUUCUGGCCAUGAAGUAUUUGGCAAAGUUUCAUGCUGCCGGGUUUGCGUUAAGAGCCAAAGAUAAGAAACGUUUUGAGCAGCUCACUGAGGGACUAAUGGAAUCGCGUUAUGCCAAUCAAGAAGUUCAUCCGCAACUGUUGCUCCAAGUCCAAUGUGGCCAUGAGAGAAUAUUCCAAGCCUGUAGAGAAUAUCAAAAGGAUAUACCCGAAGAGUUCGUAAAGAAAUUUAAUGCCCUAUUUAUUGAAAUGGCCGAAUAUGGUCGGCGAUUGGUGCAGCCGGUAGAACCUUUUGUUACCCUAUGCCAUGGAGACUAUUUGAGAAAUAAUGUAGCCUUUAAAUAUGGGCAAGAGGAGGAGAAAGAUAAACCUUUGGAAAUAAUGAUGUUUGAUUUGCAAACUUUGAGGGUUACCUCACCCAUGUAUGAUGUGACCACAUUUUUAGGUUUAUCCACAUUUGCCGAGGUAAGACAAGUUCACUUUAAAGAAAUAUUUGAUGCCUAUUGUGAACAAUUAAGGGCAAGCUAUGAGCAGAUUGUCCGAGAAACUUCCCCAGAUUUCAUGAGCCAUGAAUCCUUGCUUAAGGAGUUCAUACGAUUUUUCCCCAAUGCAGUUUUUACCAGCUCUUGGUUCCUGCCACAAUUGGUUCAACCUUUAGAAAUUUCUAUGGCCGAAAUGUUGACACAACAGCUUACCAAUGAGGAAAUCAUCCAUGAUUGCAUGACCAGAGGUGGAGUGGUGACGGAUCGUGAGUUGGCCCACCAAAUGAAGGAAUUAUAUCACCUAGUGCAGAAGUACAAUGUUAAUAUCUUUCAAUAA
This is a messenger RNA of Stomoxys calcitrans (stable fly), 1297 nucleotides long. RefSeq lists its product as uncharacterized. The transcript has 3 exons. The record is from RefSeq and is a predicted model, not a curated record. Bases 41 to 1297 code for a protein of 418 amino acids. Lineage: Eukaryota; Metazoa; Arthropoda; Insecta; Diptera; Muscidae.